Molecule: messenger RNA, 3432 nt
Organism: Lymnaea stagnalis (great pond snail)
Lineage: Eukaryota; Metazoa; Mollusca; Gastropoda; Lymnaeidae
Source: the annotation of a GenBank genome assembly
AGACUUGUUAAAUUUGAGUAGGCCUAUUCUGGAAUUGUCAUGUUCAUUACUACAUUAAAAGCAAGAUGUAUUUAGUGUUUUCAUAUUUAAAUUUAGGCCCAUGAUUCUAUGAUUCUAAUUAGCAUUUAUAAUUUAGAUCAAUUUAGGCCUAGCGAUUUUACGACGUAUUAAAUAGUUAAAUUCGUCAUUUAUCAUCAUUGUUGGUUUUAUUAGGAUUAUGUGCUAACGAAAGUAAUAAUAUUUAACACAUGGUAUUGAUAAUGAAUUUUUUUUUUUUAAUUUAUUUAUUAUAGGCUAAUAUUGUGAGUAGUUUAAGAUCCGGUUUUUAGACUUAAAGCUCCUCACAGAGUGAAAUCAAGGAGACAUUUGGCAUACAGAUGAAUUGACCAUGAACUCUGUAGGCCUACUUUCAACAUGGCUACGUCUUUCGAGAAUUCAAACUUAUUGUUCGCAAUCUUCUUUACAUAUAUUGUAAUUAAAGCAACAAUUUCCCUUACACUCGGGCACCCAGCACAAGAUGUUAAAACAAUGAAAUUCAACAUCCACUUUACCCAUGCUGAUGAAAAUGGCAUUGUUUUGUUGUCAGAGGGUGCCAGCGAAAAUUUCAUAUUAGGGCUUAUAGAACUAGAAAGUUCAGCCCACAACUUGGAAAAUACCGAUUGCUUCACAGACAGUGAGCACGUAGUAGCUCGACGAGCAGGGAAGAUGUUGUUUAAGAUCGAGCUCAAUGGACGAGUGGACAGGGAAAACCAAACUGAAUUUGUGGUGAGCAUUUAUUGCAGCUACGGCCACACACACAGGACCAAGGCGGAAACUUUUACUGUUCGUGUUCUCGACGCAAACGACAAUCCUCCCGUUUUUUACCCUUCCGUUUACAGCGUGAACAUAACCGAGGGAGUGGACGUUGGUCACUUGGUCGUUCGAGUGGAAGCACACGAUGUAGACCUUGGUAGAAAUGCUAAGUUUAAGUAUUCCCUCUCGGGAUUUGCGGAAAGUAACGAUAGUUCUUUUGCUUUUAAAAUAGACCCAGAUAACGGGGACAUUGUCACCAAUAUGGACAUUGACCGAGAAGACGUGGCUGUGCAUACAUUGAUGGUGUUGGCCACCGACCAAGGUGUCCCACCAAUGACUGGCACUGCUCGCGUUGUCAUUACAAUAACUGACGUCAACGACAACGCACCGGUGAUCCAAACAAAAGAGUUACACGUGCGAGAAAAUAAACCAGCCCAGUCUGUCGUAGGAACACUACGGGCAGUUGAUGGCGACACGGGGGAAAAUGCGGAAAUUAUUUUCAUCAAAGUGAACAUGAGCGAAAAUGUGCCGACGAAUCCAUUCUUACUGAACGUCAACGGCCAAGUCUUGACUGCAGAUCGGCUUGACAGGGAGAAAAGAUCCCAGUAUUCGUUGGUAGUCGCCGUCAAGGACAAGGGCUCUCCACAGCACAGCAGUACAUCAACAAUAACGAUAACCGUGGAUGACGCUAACGAUAACGCACCAGAGGUCACCAGCCCUUGUCUUUCGUAUAGUGAAGAUUUUAUAAUGGGUGAAAGCGAUUGUUGUCCUGGAGACGUGAACGCCAACGGUUCUGUGGUCAUCGACAUGUACUGCCCUCAAAAUGACACAAUUAUUUAUCAGGUGGUAGCCGUAGACGAGGACAUUGAGGAGAACGCCGCUCUGGUAUACAGUUUAGAGUCUGUUGACAAUGGCCGCCACCGUCCCAGUGACGAGCUUUUGUUCAAAAUAAACGAGAGUACCGGCGUUGUCUCUUUGCGUCGCUGCGCCUAUCGAGGUGAAGAUCUCGUGCAUACGCUCCGUGUGCGCGUGUCUGACUCGGGUCUCCCAAGGAAAUCAGCUGUCUGUUUUCUAAACGUGACACUUGACAUUGAUCCGUUAAAACUUCCUUACUUCAAGAACGCCAUGAACACUGGAGACUCUAGAUUUUCAUUAAUGGAAGUCGUCUUGUUGUUGUUUUUUACAUGUUAUUUCCUUCAUAUUUUGAAUAAUGAUAUACAUAAUGUUCCUAAAUAAUUGGUCAUAAUCCGGAUACGUUAUAGUGUGUUAGGAUCCAUUGGUUAAAACAAGCACACUGUGUUUUUAAAAAUCAACAUUAUGAUUGAUUUGAAAAUAAAUAUUUAAAAAUGUCAAAUUGGCCAUUUUUCAAUAAGCUAUGUGUGUGUAGGUGGAUCAAUGGGAAAACAAAAUGAAAGGGUUUUCAAAACAAGAGGACAUAGGCGUUAAGGAACCCACGGUUUUGCGGCUUUUAAAAUGAUACAACAUAUUUAUUUUUUUUAAACGAGGAUUCAGAAAUUUCUUGUUAACUAUCAACUCAGUUCCACUUCUAUUUAGACGCCGAAAGGCUCAUUGACUCAAAAUGCUAAGCGAGAAAAAAAUAUGUUGUCUUUAUUCCUAAUUGAUUGAAAUUGAAAAACAACGAUAAUCAUUUUUUUUUUAAAGUAAUAAAAUAGAUUUGUUUUUAACCAUGACACGCCAUUUCUAUCAUAGUUCUUUAACUUUAAGCAAUUCAGAUCCUUUCGUGUAGGCAAGUGGUUCUCAACCUUCCUAAUGCCACGACCCUUUAAUAUAGUUCCUCAUGUUGUGGUGACCCUUAAUCUUACAAUUAUUUUUUGCUACCCGGAACUCAUAAAUAUGUGUUUUCCGAUGGUCUUAGGCGACCCUUGUGUGAGGGUCGUUCGAAACUCAAAGGGGUCGCGACCCACAGGUUGAGAACCGCUGUUGUAGGCCCACAUUGCAUGUGUCUUGGGUCAACUAUCUGAUUUUUUUUAUAUAAGUAAGCCCAGUUUUGCGUACGUGGCGGCGGAACUGUCUAGAAAGUUCCUAGUCAAGUCCACAUAUUCCAAUAACUUGCCUCCAACAAACUGGAAAUAAAUUCACAUACAAAUGAGUACAUGAAUGUGAUGGUCCCUGUCAUUUUUCAUAACUUGUAUUGUAAAUUAUAAUACUAAAUUAUAAUACUAAAUGUGAUAUUAUAUUUAUUAAAAUAAACUUAAUAAAUCAAAUAAUGAAGCUCUCUAAAAGUCAUCCUUAACGUCAUGGUCUUCUAACGUCAUGGUCAUCCACAGAUUUCUUAUGAUGAAAUGUUUUAUAUUCACUAACAACAUGAGAUUUCACGCGAUGUCUAUGCAUGCUAAUAUAGACUUACAUUCAGUAUUAAUUGUGUUUAUAGGUUCUGUUCGUUUCUUUUAAAAUUAUAAAGACCUUGAAUACAAUAUGUUAACUUACGUAGUUUUUCAAAGCUGAUUAUUUUGUUUGGGCAUGUUAAAUAAAAAAAAAUAACAGAGAGAUCACAAGACAUGAAAGAGUUCAACAAAGUAUUGUGGUCAGGUAUGAAAUAUCUUGGUGCUAAAGUAGGCCUAUUUUUAGGCUAUUUAAAGAAUAUCUUGAAAUGUCUUAUACAUUAAACUUUUAUAGCUG